AUGUAUCUCUUCAGGUGUUGCAAAAGAAAAAAGNAAUAUCCUGGUCUGGUGGAGGUGGAUCCACCAAACAACAACUUUGACGACGCAGAUGAUGCUGACGACGAAUACGCUGAUGACACGAUGUAUGAUGGGCAGAUGGAGCCCUACACCGAUGAAGAAGAUUGUGAAGAUGUGUUCAAUAUUAAUGAACACACCUUCGCCUAUGCUUAUGACCUGGACAACGGAGAAGACGAUAAUGUUACUGAUAAGGAGAAAGACAUCAACAAAUUUUGUGUCAUUUGCACCUUGAAAUUUUUAUUGAACGCAUCAGUACGUCGAAUGCAAUGCAUGCACUUAUUUCAUAAGGUUUGCAUUGACUACUGGGUUUAA
Messenger RNA from Clunio marinus, 369 nucleotides. Lineage: Eukaryota; Metazoa; Arthropoda; Insecta; Diptera; Chironomidae. The record is from the annotation of a GenBank genome assembly.